Brassica napus (rape) is the source of this 618-nucleotide messenger RNA. RefSeq lists its product as uncharacterized. NCBI's taxonomy places the organism in Eukaryota, Viridiplantae, Streptophyta, Magnoliopsida, Brassicales, Brassicaceae. The record is from RefSeq and is a predicted model, not a curated record. The transcript has a single exon. Gene Ontology annotation, molecular function: RNA-DNA hybrid ribonuclease activity; nucleic acid binding. Bases 1 to 618 code for a protein of 205 amino acids.
AUGGGUAUCUUGGUUAAUAUUUUUCCUUGGGUUUGUUGGUGCAUUUGGACUGCGAGAAACCUUUUGGUUUUUGAGAACAGAACACUCAAUCCUGAUGAGGUUAUCUGCAACGCUUUGCGACUUGCACGGGAAUGGCAAGAGGCGCAACAGAGAGAGCAACAAUCACAGCGGUCACUGGAGACCAAUGGCACCAGGACACAGAACAAUACAUCGACUGGCCUUAAUACUCUGUAUACGGAUGCGGCGUGGAGACUUCAGGACAAAACUGCAGGAUGUAGUUGGGUCCUUCACAACCCAAGCCUGGAAGAGACAAGACAGGGCACGUCGACAGAGCGUUUUGUGGCGUCACCACUGAUGGCCGAGGCACUAGCUGUACGGGAAGCCCUGUUACAGGCCAAGGCUCUUCACCUCACCAAUAUCUGCCUUAAGUCAGAUAACCAGGUGCUUAUCAAAGCACUAUCCUCGAAGCAACAUCCGGUGGAACUCUACGGAAUCAACUUGGAUAUCGAGAAUCUAUCCCUAUCUUUUACAUCUAUUUCUUUUGCUCAUGUACCUAGGAGUUUGAACUCUGUUGCAGAUGCCUUGGCAAAAUCUGCAUUGUACUCCUUGAACUUUUAG